This is a messenger RNA of Pocillopora meandrina, 3017 nucleotides long. NCBI's taxonomy places the organism in Eukaryota, Metazoa, Cnidaria, Anthozoa, Scleractinia, Pocilloporidae. The record is from the annotation of a GenBank genome assembly.
AAUAAAUAUGAGACGUAUAUUAACAUAUUGAGUUACGAAGGGAGACAGAUAGACCUUUCAUUCUUGCAUGUUAAUGCGAUUAUCAGCGUCGGUGACGAGAGAGCGGAGUUUGUUUUCGACUUCUCGAGCGAUUCACAAAAAAUGUAAGCAAGUUAACAGAAAGUGUGUUUCGUCGAAUGAUGAUUCCAACGUCAUACCAGCCUAUAGGAUCUGACUCACCUUCAGAGAACGACGACAACCACGACGAAGAAUUAGAAGACUCGCGACAGUCGACAUGGCGAAGAGCUAUUCAAAGAGUGCGCCAUAUAGAUAAGAGCUUUGUGGUAUCAAAAGCUUUCUAUUUUUUCUUCUACACCGCAUUAGGUUCGCUUUUUCCGUUUUUUAGUCUAUACUACAAACAACUAUGGCUGACUCCUGGGCAGAUUGGCCUUUUGCUUGCUCUGAGACCCGCCGUCAAACUUGUAUGCUUGCCGUUGUGGAAAAUGGUUACGGAUCGAUUCAGUAGGCCAAAAGUGGUGUACUUCAUCUCAAUUUUCGGUUGGAUCAUUGGUUAUUACGGCCAGUCCUUUGUUUUUCCGACCAAAUUACCUUGUUAUGGUUCUGCAACAGAAAUUUCAGCCAUUCAAGAUAUUGCAUUUUCGACCCCAGCUUCAAAUAUAAGCAGACUCAACUCUACCGCCAAAUCUAGCAACAUUACAACAAGGGAACUUACUUUGAACAAACAUUUGUCUACUUUUGUACAAAAAUGGGACCCAAAAAGUUAUCAGAAAUUAAGCAAAAUGAAGAAAACAGAUGGGAAUUUAUUGGAAAGUGUCGUUAAAUCGGAAGACGCUUCUUCGAAAGCAAAACGUUUAACGUGGUCGCAAUUGAAUGGUAAUUAUGCAAAUAUCGACACAGAUGCAAAAUCAAGAAAGAGGAGCUUUGUUCAGCGAAGUGAAAGUACUUUUAACUUAUUUCCACGCGAAGACGCAUCAGUUGACGAUUUUAGACAAGUCACCAACGAUCAUCAAAAUGAUAAUCGAGGAAAAAAACUUGUACUUAAGUCAGAUUCAGCACAGGAAAACAUCGUAACGAAGCAUAAAAACAAUGAGCUGCGGCCCUACGAAACAGUGAACGAUAUGCAGAGAAGUCCAAGACCAAGUGAAGAUUUCCGCGUCAAAUACAACACCUGGGUUUUUCGUACUCUCAUUUUAAUAGUAAUUCUUACGGAAAUCAUAACGACACCUACGCCAAUGCUAGCAGACAAUGCUAUCGUAAGAUCUCUGGUGGAAACUGACAGUGUGUAUGGUAAACAAAGACUUUUUGGUUCUCUGGGACUCAGCUUAGCUGCAAUACUUGUCGCUGUGUGGGUGUCGUUGGAAACCGACUGUGUGCAUACAGACACCAUCAACUAUGUCCCGUGUUUUCACCUCUUUGAGAUUGCCAUUGGAGCUACGGUUUUGGUUUCGCUCUGCGUUGAAUUUAAUAGACCUCUUGAAGAGAAUCCGAACGAAUUUGACUUCAAAGACGCGAUGAAGCUGUUUAAAAACUUCAAAAACGGCGUGUUUAUUGUUACACUGUUCUUGUUUGGAUGUUUCCACAGCCUUCAGAAUUCGUUCUUGUUCUGGUAUCUUCAAGAUCUUGGUGGAACCCCUACCUUAUUCAGUGUUAUCCUGCUCAUUUAUUGUCUGGCUGAGGUAGUAAUGUAUUUCAUUUCGGGGUACGUGGGUGAGGCUAUUGGUCAACAAGGAAUCAUCUGCCUGGCUUUCGCCUGUUACACAGCCAGGUACCUCAUGUACUCCUACCUGAAAGAUCCUUGGCUUGUAAUUCCUAUGGAGAUGGUUCAAGGGAUUACUUAUGGAGGAGUGUGGUCCAUUGCCACGGUUUAUGUGAACGCGCCACCAGGUAAGUUCAGGCCUUUCAAUAUCUCAAUACAGACAGUUUGACUUGAUAAUCGCUAGAAAAAACUAUGCUGGCAAUCCAUUCUAUACUUCUAUGAAAAGGACGGAUUUAACUAGUUCGGUACAAAACGAUAGAGUCAGGGAGUUAAGGGAGUUUACAUCAGGAACAAAGAUUACAGUCAACGCCAUCUCGGAGACUUUGCAGUGGCUGCAACAUCAAGCACAAUGUAGGGCAGAGUAGGAACUGCAUGCCAUGUCUGACAGCAGUUACUGGAUUUCAAUUUAGCCUUUAAGGCGGUACACUGAAAAUAAGAAUUACCUACUCACCUAAAUAUAUUAAUCAUGCGCCUGGCAGGCUUAGAAAGUGAAAAAAGACAAAAGUUCACCAAGCAUGGAGCCUCGAGAGAAAAUCUAGGCCAUCUGUCUUGGACUAUUCCCUCUAACAACACCUUUCAUUAGGAUGCUCGACGCGAUUUCUUUUUUCCUACAACAAGAUGUAAACAGAGAGAGCAUCAAAUCGGUUUAUGUUUUCCCGUUAAUACGGUACUGACCUUUUUGCACUAUAUCCCUCUUGUUACGUUUUUUCCUCAGAAGCGACGCCCAUGGUUCAAAGCAUUCUUCAUGGAAGCUACUGGGGCCUGGGAAUGGCUCUCGGUUCAGGAAUCAGUGGUGUAAUCAUCGAUUUCACUAGCCCGCGCUCCAUGUUCCUCGUUGCAGCAGCAAUCUGUUUCCUACUGUGCAUGUUUCACUUAGGAAUUGACAUUUAUAACAAAAUGAAAGCUUUAGAGGAAGAGCAAGCUCAAAGGCUGGCAGUUCAACGCGGUGAAGCAAAGCCGUCUAAAUCCCAUGAAAGUGCCUUUAUCGGGGCAGCGGCUGCUCCAUUAGUGCCAUGCCUUCUUUACGGCAGAUAGCGUUGAAAUAUUUUUGUAAUUCGCAUUUAAAAUUUUUCCACGUUCAUUUGGAGAAAUCUUGUAAGGUCACUAACUUUGUCGAACUUUGGUUCUCUGUCUGUCCAAGUUACUUCGUUCUUAAAUUUUGUUAAGGGAGUAAAACAAUAUUUAAAACAAGAACUACACACGUAGCAUUUGUACCUAGAAACAUGAUAUUUAAAACAGUAAAGGUACGGUCAGUUACAGG